CUGGUGAAAAGGCUGCGAUCAAAUAUGAUGAGAACUUCAGGCGCCGUGCUGCCAGGAUCCCCUCAGCCCGUUGGGAUCGUAAGGAUCUAGAUGUGUGGACCACUUACGUGGCCCCACUUAUGGAUAAAAAGGUGCCGGAACAACAGAAGUCGAAGACCGCGGCCUUUAAAUCUGGCCGUC
Podarcis lilfordi (Lilford's wall lizard) is the source of this 180-nucleotide messenger RNA. NCBI's taxonomy places the organism in Eukaryota, Metazoa, Chordata, Lepidosauria, Squamata, Lacertidae. The record is from the annotation of a GenBank genome assembly.